Messenger RNA from Penicillium arizonense, 1848 nucleotides. RefSeq lists its product as uncharacterized. The transcript has a single exon. NCBI's taxonomy places the organism in Eukaryota, Fungi, Ascomycota, Eurotiomycetes, Eurotiales, Aspergillaceae. Bases 1 to 1848 code for a protein of 615 amino acids. The record is from RefSeq and is a predicted model, not a curated record.
AUGGAGGAAAAGAAGCAAACCUCGACUUUUCAGACACGAACAUGGCCCCGGAGGAUCAUCUUCUGGAUGGCAGCAGCCAUUGUGAUGGGCCGGUUGCAUUUCGGUGGAUUCCUUCCGAAGCGCUGGGUCUUUCCGGGCAAUCCUCAAGCCCAAGUCUCGCCCUAUGGACCAUUUCCACAAGAAAAGGACCCAUUCCAGUUUCUUCCCUGCACCAACGCCAGUCGUCCGCCACCACUUGACGAUCCUACUCCGCGGCAAUCAUGGGCCGCUCUCUUCGACCCCAAUCCCAGCCACUGGAGCUGGGGUAGCACAGGCGGCAUCUACCUGUGUGGAUACUUGGAUCUCCCACUCGACUAUCACAACUCUUCAGACCCUCGUAUAGUCCGCAUUGCAGUUACCAAGUUCCAAGUCGCUGGUUUGGCUCAUAUCAAUAGUCCCAGCGCUUCCAGCCAUAGGAGUAAGCGCACUAUCAUCAUAAACCCAGGAGGCCCAGGAGGGAGCGGAACAGCCUUUCUUUGGCAGAGGGCGGAGGAAAUGACCAACCGCUUCAGUGAUGGGCAACUGGACGUGCUAGGAUGGGACCCCCGUGGUGUGAAUUUCUCCCUCCCCGCCGCAGCAUGUUUCCCUCAUGAUGCCUUCCGGGACCGAUGGUCACUCCUAGCACUCCGAUAUCGUGAGGAAGCCCAAAAGUCCCAACUAGAGACCGUGGAUGCCAUGAACAACGCCACUUUCUUUGCCUGCCAGCAACGGCUGGGCGAUUUUGGUCGCUUCGUCAGCACGGCGUCGGUGGCGCGCGACCUAGAGGAGAUCCGAAAAGCACUUGGUGAAGACGAAGUAACAGGAUACUUGGUCAGCUAUGGUACAGGGAUUGGUCAAACAUAUGUCAACAUGUUUCCCACCCGAGCGGGCCGUUUGAUCCUCGAUGGCACAGAAUAUGUCAGGGAUCAUCGCCUCCUAGGCGGUUUUGGCUGGACAGCUCUCGACAAUACGACAGAUGCUUGGCGCGAUGGGUUCCUGGGGGAGUGUAUCAACGCCGGUCCGAAGUGGUGUUCAUUAGCCAAUCCCGCUCCAAACCAGGAUGGCCCUGUCAUACUCACACAGCUGGAAGCGCGCAUGAACCAACUACUUGAGUCCCUCAAAGCUCGCCCUCAAUCUGCGUAUACGGAAUCAGGCGGACCGUCCCUGGUCACUUAUUCAGCACUCGUGGAGAGGAUUCUCUAUCCGGCUAUGUAUAGGCCGAUGGACUGGCCUCGUACGGCACAAAUGCUCUCUGAGCUCGAAGCAGGAAAUGCAACUCUAGCAGCCGAGUCACUAGACCUCUCAUGGAGCGACCAUUCUGAAGAGCCAUCAUAUCCCCAGCUCCCAUCUUCCAGUGAGCUUGAUCUUCUCGUGAUCUGUUCCGAUGCAUAUGAUGCGCCCCUCCCCGACGGACUUGACUGGUGGGAUCAGCUGUGGGAAACCAUGUCCAACCGGAGCUGGAUUGCUGGCAACUCUCGGUUCUUCUCAGUACUGCCUUGUCGACAUUACAGUACCUAUUGGGGUCGUCCUUCGGAGGUGUAUCGCGGCGAUCUCAACCACACUCUCACGACUCCCGCCUUGCUUAUUGCCUCGCCGUAUGACCCUGCAACUCCUUUGCACAAUGGAAGAAGGCUCCUAGCGGAAAUGGACCAAAAUGCCCGGUUGAUUGUUAAUCAUGCUUAUGGGCAUAGCUCUAUGCGUGACAGGUCAGACUGCACGGAUGGAAUUGCUAAAGCUUACAUUCUAAAUGGGACUCUUCCCGAUGAACAGGAAGUCCAGUGCUAUGCGAAUAGCAAGCCUUAUGUUAAUGGUUCUGUCAGUGACGAAUGA